UCUAGUCUUGAUUUCGAUCUGGUGCCACGAGCUCUGCUCUUUCCAGUGGCAGAGGAAAAGCAAGGGCUUCAGGGAGAAAAGGCCAGAGGACUGUCUGAUUUUCCAGUCCCUGAAAAGAGAUUUUCAUUCCGGGAGAUCACAUCCAGGUGUUCCAGACAGGGCUCAGCGCUCCUUUCUGCGUUCAAAUCUCCACCCCGACCUGCCUUUCUGGUCUCAGGAGACGUCCCCACUGUCUACUCCGCUCGCCUGGGCCGCCAGCACAGGGACUGUCUGCCUCCUCUCUCUGAAGCACCUGCUUCAUCAGUCAAUUACCAGAAGUUCCCCAUUUCACCCGGAAAUUCUCCUAAAAUCCCUUCAUGUCCUCGCGGAGUGUAGGGACCAGGAGAACAGCUCGGGUGCUCCUCCUGGGAUCCCCGGCUCCUCGAUGACCUACUUCUCACCUCACCUCCGCUGUGCACCAGGCAGUCUCCUUAGAACUGAUACCCGGCUUGACGGUCCGCCUGCAGCCUCCCGCAGGAGACGCCGAGGCGCCCCUGGUAGCCAGCAACGAGGCCCCCGCGGUGACCCGCGCUGCAGACACUGGAUGCACUCCCCGUCCACCGGCGUCCCUCUGUGCCCCUCUCUGACUCUCCCGUCUGCUGCGGGGGGCUGGGGCCGCCUCCCCAGGGGCGCACGCCCGCGCCCCCGCGCCGGGUGUCCUCCUUGCUGAGGGGCUGCGGCACUGGACCUGGAGCCAAGGGGCGCGCUGACCGCCUGCCCCCCGCGGCCGCCCUCGGGUUCUCCUCGCGCCCUGCAGUCCCGGGUGCUGCUGGGGCUCAAGCUCAGGGCGAUGACCCUAACCCCCCGGUUCCUUCCCGCAGCUGAGAGGCGUCUCCCGCUGUUCCCUCCGCCUCGUCCCGGAGUCGGGGGACCUGGGCGCCUCCCCUCGCGGGGAUGGGCUCCCCGCCGCGCUCCAGCCCCAGUCUCUCCUGGAGAAGAGUCCUCUGCGUCCUUUUCCUGCCACUUGUCUCAUCGGGUUUUGCUCCUCCGGUGAAACAAAGAAAUAACUUUAUAUUCGAACGCCGAAAGCUGCACCCGAACCCGCGCAGGUUUGACUGGUCGCACCUGACGCCCCGCCAGCUGAAGAACCGCUCGCGGGGGAUUCAGACUGAGGAGCAAGCCGGGCGGAACCCCUACUUCACGCUGGAGGGCCACGAGUUCCUCAUCCUCGGGGGCUCCGUCCACUACUUCCGAGUGCCCCGGGCCUCCUGGAGAGACCGGCUGCUCAAGCUGCGGGCCUGCGGCUUCAACACCGUCACCACCUACGUCCCGUGGAACCUCCACGAGCCGCAGAGAGGCACAUUCGACUUCUCUGGGAACCUGGACCUGGAGGCCUUCAUCCUGCUGGCGGAGGAGGUGGGGCUGUGGGUGAUCCUGCGUCCAGGCCCCUACAUCUGCAGCGAGAUGGACCUCGGGGGCCUGCCCAGCUGGUUACUGCAGGACCCCACGUCGCAGCUGAGGACCACCAACCGCAGCUUUGUGAACGCCGUGAACAAGUACUUCGACCAUCUGAUCCCCAGGGUGGCUCCGCUCCAGUACCGCAGGGGAGGCCCCAUCAUCGCGGUGCAGGUGGAGAACGAGUACGGCUCCUUCUACAAGGACAAGGCCUACAUGCCCUACCUGCUGCAGGCUCUGCUGCAGAGGGGCAUUGGAGGGCUGCUCCUGACCGCAGACAGCACAGAGGAAGUGACAAGAGGACACACAAAGGGGGUGCUGGCCACCAUCAACAUGAAGGGGUUCAAGGUGGACUCGUUCAAGCAUCUGUACAAGCUGCAGAGCCACAAGCCCAUUGUGAUCAUGGAGUUCUGGGUCGGCUGGUUUGAUACGUGGGGAAACGACCACAAGGUGGUGGGUGUGAACGAGGUUGAAAAGAGUGUGUCUGAAUUUAUCCGAUUUGGGAUCUCCUUCAAUGUGUACAUGUUCCACGGGGGGACCAACUUUGGUUUCAUGAACGGGGCCACGAGUUUUGAGAAGCACAGAGGUGUUACCACGAGCUACGACUACGACGCGGUGCUGACAGAGGCUGGGGACUACACUACCAAGUACUUCGCGCUCCGGAACCUCUUUGAAUCCAUCCUGGUCAGGCCCCUGCCCCCUCUUCCGAGUCCCACUCCCAAGACGGUGUACCCCUCCUUGAAGCUAUCUCACUACCUGCCGCUGUGGGAGGCCCUGCCUUACCUGCAGAGGCCAGUCACCUCUAACGUUCCACUCAACAUGGAGAACCUGCCCAUCAACAACGGCAACGGCCAGUCCUUCGGGUUCGCGCUUUAUGAGAUGACCAUCUGCUCCGGGGGCCGGCUCCAUGCCAACGCGCAGGACGAGGCUCAGGUAUUUUUGAAUGAGACAAGUUUAGGGAUUCUGACUGAUGUUUAUCGGGACAUAGACAUUCCUUCAAUCACGCAGGAAUGUCAGCUUCUAAGGAUCCUGGUGGAGAAUCAAGGACGAGUCAAUUUUUCAUGGAAAAUUCAAAAUCAGCAGAAAGGAUUGAUCGGACCUGUUACUCUGGAUAAAAUUCCCCUGAGCAGGUUCACCAUCUAUUCUCUGGAACUGAAAAUGACAUUCUUCAAGAAGCUCCGCUCUGCACCCUGGAGGCCUCUCAGGGGCCCCUCCUCAAGCCCUGCCUUCCACCUGGGCACGCUGAUGGCUGGCUCUUCCCCGCAGGAUACCUUCCUCCAGUUGCCCUGGUGGUCACCCCUAGUACCUCGUAAUUGUUUCUGGAAGCAGAAGCCCUGCUGUUUGAAAAAAGACAGCACCGCCUGUCACAGCCUGCUUCCCUUGCAGGGCUGGAAGCACGGGUGUGUGUUCAUCAAUGGCCGUAACCUUGGGCGGUACUGGAAUAUUGGGCCUCAGGAAGCGCUUUACCUGCCUGGCUCCUGGCUCCAGCCGGGCACCAAUGAGAUCGUUCUGUUCGAGAAGGAGAAGAGCAGCUCAGAUAUCUACAGCACAGACAUCCGCAGGUUUCGAUUCUCGGUUGGUUGAGACGUGGAUGUGUUACCUGUGGAUGUGGAGGACCAACUGUGCUUAUAAUCCAAAUACAGCACCUGGCUUGAACUCAAAGCAGCGCACCAAAAACAGACUUAUCACUUCGUUAUGUUGUGUAGAGGUUUCAAGAAGUUUAGCAAGUAAUCUGGUGUCCAGAGGGAAGAAGGAACCAUCCUGUUUGGCAGGAGGAGAAAGUGAGACUGCCUUCUACUCCACUGUUGGGAAUGGCUGGCUCGACUAAGGAGAAUUCUACCAUGAACCAUACAACUCCUACAAAGGACCUUAUUAUUGUCUGGGGCUUUAGACUCAAAUUCAUGGAGUCUGUGGAGAAAACCAGAAAUCAGAACCAUCAGAUCACAAGAAAAUAUUAUACCUCAGAUAUGAUGUAUACAUCAUUUCUAAACAUGAGAACUAUGCCCAGAUGGAAAAACUAAGGCUCAAGGAGAUGUGUCUUUUUUUGAUGACUAUUGUGUUUUUGAUUCACUCUUCUUUUGCUUUCCUAUCUCUGUUCUAAUUAUUUUCUAUUGUUUUAAAUUGUGUAUCUAAAUGAGGUGAUGUGGGUUUACUAAAUUUACUGUGAUCAUCGUUUCGUGACGUAUGUAAGUCAGAUCAUUAUGGCGCACACCUUGAAUGUAUGCCAUGCUGAUGUCAAUUCUGUCUCAAUAAAACGAGGAGGAAGAAAAGAUG
Cervus elaphus (red deer) is the source of this 3708-nucleotide messenger RNA. RefSeq names its product beta-galactosidase-1-like protein 3. Bases 934 to 3018 code for a protein of 694 amino acids. Gene Ontology annotation, biological process: carbohydrate metabolic process. The record is from RefSeq and is a predicted model, not a curated record. The transcript has 22 exons. Gene Ontology annotation, cellular component: vacuole. Gene Ontology annotation, molecular function: beta-galactosidase activity. Lineage: Eukaryota; Metazoa; Chordata; Mammalia; Artiodactyla; Cervidae.